Messenger RNA from Durusdinium trenchii, 188 nucleotides. The record is from the annotation of a GenBank genome assembly. Lineage: Eukaryota; Dinophyceae; Suessiales; Symbiodiniaceae.
GAUUGCGUCGGACCGUCUCCUUACGCGGCAGCGGCUUCGUUUGCUGGACUGGUCUGUUGAGCAUGCAGAAGAGGUGAUGUGCCGGACAGGUUGUGAGAGGGACCAGGUCUCAGAGUACCACUUCGCUGAGUAUGCAGACCACCGCUACUUGUCGGGCCCACCCCAAGAGGUGCUGGUGCCAUACAGAG